Aspergillus fumigatus Af293 is the source of this 786-nucleotide messenger RNA. NCBI's taxonomy places the organism in Eukaryota, Fungi, Ascomycota, Eurotiomycetes, Eurotiales, Aspergillaceae. The record is from RefSeq and is a predicted model, not a curated record.
AUGCCUGGACGGCUUGAAGAAAAGGUUGCCAUUGUGACAGGCGCCGGGUCAGGUUUUGGCUACGGCAUCGCCAAGAAGUUUGUCGAGGAAGGCGCCAAUGUCAUCAUUGCAGAGCUGUCGCAGCAAAGCGGAGAGAAAGCGGCAGCCGAGCUGAACUGCAAGUUCGUCCUCACCGAUGUGACGAGGCGGGAGUCCUGGCAGGCACUGCUGCAGGCAACACUGGAUGCAUACGGGAAGCUCGACAUUGUCGUCAAUAAUGCUGGUGCGACCUAUAGCAAUAAGCCCACCGUCGAAGUCACCGAUGCAGAUUUUGAUCUGUGCAUGAAUGUCAAUAUCAAAUCAAUCUAUCUGUCCACAAGUGUCAUAGUGCCGUACUUCCUUCAGAAUAACCGGCCCGGAUCGUUUAUCCAGAUCUCAUCGACGGCUGCACUGCGUCCUCGCCCUGGCUUGACGUGGUAUAAUGCUUCAAAGGCAGCUGUAAGCAAUGCGACCAAGACGAUGGCCGUCGAAUAUGGACCCAAGCAGAUUCGUUUCAAUUGUGUAUGUCCCGUCGUUGGUAGUACAGGGAUACUUGAAAGUGACUCACCUUGCUAUGUUUUUAGGACACAUUUAUUUCUUGGUAAGCCGGAUACAGAAGAAAAUCGCGCUGCUUUCGUUUCAACUGUGCCGCUGGGUCGGCCCAGCACUCCUCGGGAUGUUGCGAAUACAUGUUGCUUCCUGGCAAGCGAUGAAGCGGAAUUCAUCACGGGCGUGAAUUUGGAGGUGGACGGUGGACGUUGUGUUUAG